Messenger RNA from Aquila chrysaetos chrysaetos, 3228 nucleotides. It is a transcript of the gene FAM117A, whose product is annotated as family with sequence similarity 117 member A. The transcript is spliced from 11 exons. The record is from RefSeq and is a predicted model, not a curated record. Lineage: Eukaryota; Metazoa; Chordata; Aves; Accipitriformes; Accipitridae. Bases 615 to 1865 code for a protein of 416 amino acids.
GCCGGCGGCCAUCUUGGGUUCGGGCUUGAGGGCUUUUGGCAGGGCGGGGGCGGCGGCCAUCUUGGGUCCGGGUUUGAAGUCAGCGGGCUCCCGGCGGCGCCCGGGGACCGGAGCGGGUGUUUUUUCCCCUAGGGAGCCAUGUUGGGUUCGGGCAGCCUUGAGCCCUCCCCGCUGGGGCCAUCUUGGGGCCGGGCAGAGGCGCGGCGCCGGGUCUAUGGAGUGAUUGGGUGGAGGAAGGCGGUGUAGCCAGUCUCCUGUGAAAUGUUGAAAGGCAAACCUUCUGAAGAAGUCAAGAUGAAAUACCUCUGCUUUUGUCCAAGCAGGGAGGAAUGGGAAGCAGUAUGUGUGAUACUAGCAGGACUUGCCACCACCAACAGGAUGUUAUUGGAAAAACAAAGCAAACAGAAGUGGGUGGUGUUUAAUAACUUUCCUAGAGGUGGCAGUACUUGAACAGAAGCCAGGAAUCCAGUUCCCCAUGCUGCCUUAUCAUCACCUGAUAAUUAAAAAGGUAUCAUCUCAGUCCAGCUCUGGGGGCUAGAGUUACAGAAAGACUAGAAUAAUGACAAAGUGCUACAAAUAUCCAGAGCGCUGUUACACAGAUAUGAAGAUCCAGGAUGGCUGCUUCUUUUACCUUCACAUUUUCAGAAGCUAGCGUUCCCUGUGCUGCUGCUGUUGAGAAGACUUGCCGUCCCCGGCAGCCCCGCGUGCGGCGCACCUCUUCACUAGACACCAUUGUGGGCUCGUACCUGUUGGGACAGUGGCCAAGGGAUGCUGAAGGAGCUUCCACUUCGUGCAUGAAUGACAAAGCUACCCAGCCGUGUUUCUCAUCACUUCAGACUCCAGUGUCCUGGCAUGACGCAGAAGUGGGGAAAGCCAGCUCCAGUGCUCACAAGCGUUCUGCUUCUUGGGGUAGCACAGAUCACCGCAGAGAGAUUGCCAAACUGAAGCAGCAGCUCCAGCGAACAAAGCUAAAUGGCAGAAGUGGCAAAGAAAAGGAGAAGAGCUCCCCGCUCCAGGGGGACCAUGCUGUCCUUGGAUCGCUCAGGGACUCUCCUUCAGGCUUCCUUUCUCCAUCUCCCAUUUUGAGGCUCAGCCCCUGCUUGCAUAGGAGCCUGGAGGGGCUAAACCAGGAACUGGAGGAAGCGUUUGUGAAGGAACAGGGAGAUGAAGAGCUUUUGCGGAUACUGGAUGUCCCAGACGGCCACAGGGCGCCAGCGCCUGCCCAGAGAGGCUCUGGAGAUGCGUCCCUGACUCUGGAGCCCAGCAGUGGCAGCUGCAGCAGCCUCUCUCUUUCUCCUUCCCCUUCCGUGCCUCUCCGUCUUUCUCCACACACCCCGGUGAGGCUGGCAGCAGAAGAGCCCUCCUCUGCGGCGGACGAGGUGCAGCCAGAUCCAAAGGAGAAAGACGAGGGCAGCCCUUCACCAGUCCUGGCCUUUGCUUCUUCUCCUCGACCCAACCACAGCUACAUGUUUAAACGGGAACCUCCCGAGGGAUGCGAGAAGGUCCGGGCCUUUGAAGAAGCUUCCUCUCCCAGCCCUGAUCAGCCUUUUCAGCCUUCCUGCCCAGAUAAGAACAAAGUGCACUUCAACCCCACCGGUUCUGCCUUCUGCCCCGUCAGCCUGGUGAAGCCUCUCUUCCCAAACGUGGGCCUCCUCUUCAGGGGCUUUCCAGCUUCUUCCAGCCCUGGCACGGGCACAUUUACAUCCUGCCAGCCCACAGCCCCCAGCCCCUUCCUCGGGGUGCGGAAGGACGCUGCAGUAGAUAGCUUCAGCGAGGUGUCCAAGUCUCCUUCACUGAAUUACGAACACUGGAAGCGCGGCCAGCCAGAGGAGAACGUCGUCUUCCACAGCUCUCUCGUGGUGUGAAGCCUUUGGGAAAGCUUAGCCAGCAACAGCAGCUCUGGCUCCUCAGUGUGUCUCUGCCAGCCUGUGGAGACGUGUGCCUUGAAGGUGGGAUGUGACGGCUAAGAGGCAGCCCUGGGAUUGAGAAUGACAACAGGCUUCCUCCCGAGGAUGAUAGAAACUGUGAAGUUCAGUGUGCCACGGGACUCCGCACUGCUGGAGAGGCUUGUUUCUCUGAGCCUCCCCUGUUCAAAGCACUUUCCUGUGUUCUAAUUGUCUUUUGUUUCCUGUGUGAUUGUUUUGCUGGUGAAGAGCAGCCGGGCAGUGCUGCGGGGAGCCGAGGCAAACUCAGGCUCUGUGGCUCUGUGAGCGAGGUUGAGCUGGGAGAAUUCAGGUUAGGGAUUCCUCGGCAUCCCCUCAGCCCUGCGGCUGUCUGGGACUGCUGAACCGCGGGGAGUGGGAUGGGGGAAGAGGGGUCUGUAGGACAGCUGCCCUGGGAUGUAUUGGAGCAGAAAAUGUUGUGUACCUGCACUGUGAAGACAGCUCAUCUCCCUCAGAGCGGGCUGGAGAGCAGUGGAUCCCUGACCAUGCCUCCCCUGGACACCUCUACCCCCGCCUCGGAACACGGCUGGAGCUUUAAGGAUGCUGUGCAAAUGGGGAGAGCGCAGGUGACUGACGGCAGGCUUCCACGGAUCUGUGCUCUGGAAAGCUCGCGUGACCGAGGGUGAAGGAGGCACCUGAGAUGCGAGCUGCCUGUCUGGUUUCCCUGCGUGUGGGCAGAAGUCUCUCAGGUGCCUUGGCCGUGCCGUGGGAAGCAGGGAGGGAAGUGAAAACUGGCAUUGACACAAAGGUCCCUGCUGUGUGUGGGGGGGGUGUUGUUGCUGCUGUAGAGAAACUACCUGCUGCUUUCCAGCCACGAGCCUGGGCAGCCUGGCUGGGGCUGGCUCCCUGGGGUGGAUUUUCGCCCCCCCCCCCGCCUCACUGAGGGGCUAGAAUUUGUGUAGGGAGCUGCAGCUGGGCAGGAGUCUGAAGCACGGCCGCCUCCAGCAGCGCUGUCCCGACGUGAUGCCUUAGAAAGUGAAGCGAUAACACGGGAACGUUGAUUGUAAAGCCUCCUGACAACAAAAGUAUUUGAUUUUGUGUUUGUUGCAAAGGCUGGGGGUUGUACUAAAGAAGCCUAUUUUCUUGUAUCUGAUGUAGAAACUCUAUUUUCUUCCAAAGACACUAUUUUUGCAGCUGUUUUGAAGUUUGUAUUUUAUGUACGUAGUGCGAAGCUUAAAGGAGGAAUGUUAGCUUUGGAGUUCUUGUCUUGCGUUUAGAGGGGUUGUUUGCAGAUGCUGGUAUUGCCAGUUAAAAGGAAACAAAAUAAAUAUUUCGGGCAUCCGCA